UUGUUAUUUGUAAUUAAUGAGAAAACGGUGUAAAGAGACCGAAAUCUUAUAAAACGUUUGGACUUAUAAGCUUACUUCAUACAGUGCAAUAAGUGACCAUCUAUACAACAUCUCUCUCAGACUAACGGACUUUAAUCAUAUAAUGUACAGUAUGAGUGCUAUAACUAGUUAUACUACUGACAUAGGAGAUUUACAUCGUUACCAUUCUAUGUAUUUCAGACCCAUUUCACCACAGUUCCCUCUAAGUCAGGACGAUCUCAUUGAUAUGGCUUCAUCUCCACAAAUAGUUCCAUCUGAAGGUUACCAUAGCGACAUGUCAGAAUCCGAGUUGUCUUUCCAUGAACAAGAACCAAUGAUUAUCAAACAAGAGAAAAUAUACGGCUGCUGCAGUCCAUCAGCAGAAUACGAAACUAAAACAUUCAUGGAUUUAUCAACCAAAAUGGAAUACACUGAACAAAGUGAAAAUACACAAUUAUUGAGCUGGACACGAAAACAUCCAGAACAUUGGGAAAGCAGGGAAGUUUUAGACUGGGUGUACUAUGUUGCUGAUGAACUGUUCCCAGAAAGUGAAUCACCAAUCAGAGGCGAGAAAUUCCAGAACAUUACCGGGUCUCAGCUUUGCAGAAUGACUCUGGCCGAUUUCCUUGACUGUGAUGGUUAUUAUGGAAAGUCUUUGUACGACACAUUCCGUAGUUGUCUUAAUCAAGGACGUUUUAUUGAACCUGCACCAUGUGACUAUACAACAGAUUAUUUGAACACGAAUGUUCCAGAGUUCUACAAAAUGUACCAAAUCUCAGAAAAUAUUGAACCCGUCAACAUAGAUACACGAACAGAAAAAAUGUUAGAGGAGAAUUUAAACCUUGUAACAAAGAUUGAUGAUAUGGAUGGUAUGAGAAAGGUACAGAUCGGAGGCAUGUGGAUACCCUUUGACGACGACCCAUCUAACAUCCCUGAUGCAUUCUUACAAGUCGGAGAUCAAGUCUUAGAUUAUAUCAGUGAAGAUGAAUCUGACCGAUCAAGCGAUAUCAGCAAUGACGGCUCACGAUUUUUGUCACUAUCAAAUAAUUCCUGUACCGACAUUCCAUUAUUACCGCCAUAUCACCGAACACGCCCACAAUCCAGUGUAUCGAGUGACGAAGGGGUGUUUAUGGACGAACCAGUGUCCCCAAUAGAACCAAAACCUAAAAAGGGACGACGUGUAGGUCAAGGUUCAAAGGGUAAUCAUUUGUGGGAAUUUGUGAGAGACUUAUUAAAAGAUCCUAGUUUGAACCCAACAUUAUUGAGAUGGGAAGAUAAAGAAGCAGGAGUGUUCAGAUUCGUGCAGUCUGAAGCUGUUGCCAAGAUGUGGGGACGUAAAAAGAACAAUCCAGGCAUGACUUACGAGAAGCUGAGCAGAGCUAUGAGGUUCUGUAGAUCAGCUGGCUACUUCGCUGAAGUGCCAAAAUCUGGCAAAUUCCCGAAGAAAUUAUGCUUUAGAUUCGGUCCAAAAGCUUAUGGAUGGAAAGAGGUGUAGAGAAUGCUUUAGGUACUAUUACAAACGAGGCAUUCUCGAACGAGUCGAUGGUAGACGACUGGUUUACAAAUUUGGACCAUUUUCCACUGGCUGGAAAGAAUGAGAACAUUUGGUUGCCAGUCUUAGUUAACCGCUUCAGUUAAUUCCGAAAGAUGACGAUGAAUGACGAGAAAUACCGAAAAGAUCUCGGAGAGUUGAGCUCGGUAGAUUCCGCCCAAGGACAAUAUCAUACCAUCAGUAUUAGAGGAAUAGAAAUAAAUCAGCAACCAAGUAAUGGUGUAUGGCCACUCCUCAUUUCGUGACUCAAAUCACCCAUGACAAUCAUUUUCUAUAAAACUGAAAUCCGACAAUGGCCAUCGUAAAGGUUCUAUCGAAUUAGAAAUCCGACUGAAGUCACGUGGUGUAUGGGAGUUGAUAAUCUAGUUAAGAUUGUCAGUGUUGUAUCUCUGUAAAGGGAAUAAGGUUCUCCGUUAGCAUGUAGCCUAUUAUUGUAUUCUACAAAGGAGUUGAUAAUCCACCUAUUAUUGUUAUAUUGUUGUAAAAAUCUCAUAAUUUAUAGAUUGUUUAUAUUUGAUAUUUAUUUUUUUGUAUAUUUUUAUAUAAAAGAGUCAAACUAAUAAAUUGUUGAUUCU
Molecule: messenger RNA, 2145 nt
Organism: Mytilus trossulus (common blue mussel)
Lineage: Eukaryota; Metazoa; Mollusca; Bivalvia; Mytilida; Mytilidae
Product: ETS-related transcription factor Elf-3-like
Exons: 8
Coding region: 143-1513 (456 amino acids)
Biological process (GO): regulation of transcription by RNA polymerase II; cell differentiation
Cellular component (GO): nucleus
Molecular function (GO): sequence-specific DNA binding; DNA-binding transcription factor activity, RNA polymerase II-specific
Source: RefSeq, a predicted model, not a curated record